Molecule: messenger RNA, 2960 nt
Organism: Talaromyces proteolyticus
Lineage: Eukaryota; Fungi; Ascomycota; Eurotiomycetes; Eurotiales; Trichocomaceae
Product: putative ATP dependent RNA helicase
Exons: 1
Coding region: 55-2892 (945 amino acids)
Cellular component (GO): nucleus
Molecular function (GO): RNA binding; RNA helicase activity; ATP binding
Source: RefSeq, a predicted model, not a curated record
AAAAACGCAAGCGCGAGGACGAGAAGCUGGAUUGCACCAUCAUCCCUCGUAACUAUGCCUGACCGAGCGGCUUCGCCAGCCGUCUCCGAAAGCGAGUUCGAUAUCUCAAAGGCUCUUUUCAAAGAUGAUGCCGCUUCCGACGCCGAAGACUGGGAACUGUCGAAACCGAAGAAACAGAAAAAACCAAUACUGGCUGCCAGUCUGAACUUGCUCGACGAUGUCAACGAUGAUGACGACGGCAACGAUGAGGCUUUCAUUGCCGCAACCCAAGCCGCUGCAAACCGGAAGUCGUCCAACCUCAAGGGCCGAACGGUCAAGAAGGGAGGUGGGUUUCAGGCCAUGGGUUUGAAUGCGCAGCUUCUCAAAGCGAUUGCCCGCAAAGGUUUCUCUGUGCCCACGCCGAUUCAGCGCAAAACUAUACCUGUUAUUUUGGACGAGCAGGAUGUCGUUGGAAUGGCCCGCACCGGUUCCGGAAAGACAGCUGCGUUUGUCAUUCCCAUGAUUGAGAAGCUGAAGAGCCACAGCAGCAAAGUUGGGAUGCGGGGUUUGGUGCUGUCUCCAUCGCGAGAAUUGGCGCUUCAGACGUUGAAAGUUGUAAAGGAACUCGGUCGUGGAACCGAUCUGAAGUCAGUUUUGUUGGUUGGUGGCGAUAGCCUGGAGGAACAAUUCGGUGUGAUGGUUGGCAACCCGGAUAUCGUUAUCGCAACCCCUGGUCGUUUUCUGCAUUUGAAAGUCGAGAUGGGGCUUGAUCUGUCAAGUGUGAAAUAUGUAGUGUUCGACGAAGCUGACCGACUUUUCGAAAUGGGGUUUGCUGCUCAGCUCACUGAAAUUUUGCACGGUCUCCCUGCCGCCCGCCAGACUUUGUUGUUUUCUGCAACUCUUCCCAAAUCACUUGUGGAAUUCGCUAGGGCUGGCCUACAGGAUCCAGCACUUAUCCGAUUGGAUACUGAAGGAAAGAUAUCCCCAGAUCUGCAGAACGCUUUUUUUACAGUACAGUCUGCGGAUAAGGAGGGCGCACUGCUUUACAUUCUAAACGACGUGAUCAAAAUUCCCACCGGGCCAACUGGGGCAGCUCAACGCUUCGCGGAAGAACAGAAAACUGGGCAAAAGUGGUCGAAAAAACGUAAAAGGUUUGAAACGGACAAAGCAGCUAAUGUGACCGCAUCGCCUACGAAACACUCGACUAUCGUCUUCACUGCCACAAAACACCAUGUCGACUACCUGGUCAGCAUUAUCCGGGAAGCUGGGUUUUCGGUGUCAUAUGCAUAUGGUUCUCUCGAUCAGACUGCUCGUAAUAUUCAAGUACAGCGGUUCAGAAAUGGGGUAACAAAUAUAUUGGUUGUGACGGAUGUGGCUGCUCGUGGAAUCGAUAUCCCCAUUCUUGCGAAUGUCAUCAACUACGAUUUCCCUUCGCAGCCCAAGGUGUUUGUCCAUCGUGUCGGACGAACUGCGCGUGCUGGUCAAACAGGUUGGAGCUACAGUCUCGUACGGGAUACAGAUGCCCCCUACCUGCUUGAUCUGCAACUUUUCUUAGGCCGGAAAUUGGUUGUUGGGCGACAAACUGACAAAGUCAAUUAUUCAGAAGAGGUUGUUGUCGGAGGAUUACCGAGAGAUGCCAUUUCCACUCAUUGUGAGUGGGUUACAAAGAUUCUAGACGACUCAGAGGACUUGCACGCCCAAAAAGGUGUUUCGAACAGGGGUGAGAAACUCUAUAUGCGAACAAGAAAUGCUGCAUCCUUGGAAAGCGCAAAGCGGGCAAAGGAUAUUGUUACUUCAGAAAACUGGACUUCAUUACAUGCACUGUUUAAUGAUGAGAACAGCCAGAUGGAAGUCGAGCGUGAAAAGAUGCUCGCUCGUCUUGGCGGAUACCGGCCACAGGAGACCAUCUUUGAAAUCGGUGGUAGACGCACGGGCAAAAAAGGUAACGACGAGGCUUUCGAAACAAUAAAACGAGUACGUUCUACGCUUGACAAAAAGAAGAAGCAGCGCCCUGGAGCCGAAGAAACCACCGAGGCUGCUGAAGCAGAUGCCGCCGAAGGAAGUGAUGACAACAUUGAGAAGGGUUUAACUUUCUCUGAUGGCGAUGAGAAUGAUCAACUUGACAACUUAGACAACAUGUCCAUGGCUUCUGAAUCUGACCUUGAAGUUACAUUCUCUCAAUACUCAGGCAACAAAUCCAAAUCUAAACAGUCCUCGGAGGCCACAAAUUCCUUCCAAAACCCGGAAUAUUUCAUGUCUUACAUCCCUGCUAACACAUCCCUUGUCGAAGAUCGUGCUUAUGGUGUGCACUCUGGCUCCAACUCUAACUUCGCACAAGCCUCGCGGGAUGCGACAAUGGACCUGACGGCUGACGAAAAGCUCGGGUUCGGAGAACAUCGGUCUGCUAUGCGUUGGGACAAGCGUCACAAAAAAUAUGUUUCUCGGCGUAACGAUGAAGACGGCUCCAAAGGCGGAUCGGCCUUGGUACGCGGCGAAAGCGGGACCAAAAUUGCGUCCAGUUUCCGUAGCGGGCGCUUUGAUGCCUGGAAGAAAGGGAAACGAAUGGGUCGUAUGCCUCGUGUGGGCGAGGCUGAGAAUACAGCACUUUCGGCGGACUUUAACUCAUCAAUAUCCGGUCGGAAAUUCAGACAUAACAAACAACAAGCGCCGAAACAGCUUGACAAGCUGCGCGGUGAUUAUGAGAAGAAAAAGAAGCAAGCAACUGCCAGGGAGCGUGAGGAAGCUGCUUCUGAGGGCGGUGGUGGUCCUGCUUCAUACGGUAGAAAUGGUCGUGCGCCAAAGAAUGAGUUGAGGAAUAAUGAAGAUAUUCGCAAAGCGAGGAAGUUGAAAGAGAGGAGAAAGGAAAAGAAUGCUCGACCAUCGAAAAAGGGCAAAGGCAAGGGCCGGCGGUAAAUAGUACAGUUUUAGCAAUCGUAUAUAGGAGCUACUUGUCAUUAAGGAUAUCAUAAAUAAAAUUGAAU